AAUGGAAGUCAGUUCAUCAGCUAACUCCGAAACCCCUUCGUCGCCUAUGGAUAUUCUAAUUAUCAACGAACAGUCAAAAUCACCACCUAUUAGUACCAGGAACGCCCCUGUCUGCCCGCGCCCUGAUUCUCCUUCACAGGGGUCGUCCCCACUCCCUGGUGGAUCUAGCAUUGCGGACGAGGUUAUUGCGCACGUUAAGGCACAGGUACACGAAAUUGUUGGUAACCGCUACACCAACCGUAAUUUCGCCCGUCCUCCCUCCAACGCAGCCAAUAAUCCCUGGUACUCCGCCUCUAACGUCCAAAGAUCCUUCAAACGAAACCUGGCCAGUACAUUCCGCCGCCGUAUCACCAAUCCAGAGGAAGCUAGGUGCACGGCCUCUACAGAAGAAAUGUUCAAUUUCUUCUCGGAAUCGGUCGCGACACUUCCGGCGGAUUUCCAAUGGAGCCCUGAUCGCGAAUUUCUCCCUAUUCCUGCGCCCCCGCCAGACCAGGAAGAACUUAACCUUGCACAGGAACCCUCCCCCAUUUCGCCGGUAUGUUUUGAUAGAGAAAGUAGCGAAGUGGAUAGAAUUGAGGAGAAUGAUCCCAAUCACCCUCUCCUCCGCCCCCCUCGCGUAAUGAAAUUUGUAGGCCAACUUAAAAGGACGAGCAACACCCCUCCCGGUCUGGAUCGCAUCACAUACAAGGACCUUAAAAAGUUUGAUCCGCAUGCCAUCCUAUUGCAUGCCUUUUAUCACCUUUUCUGGAAAAAUUUGGUAGUGUACCGGAUUGCCUUAAGUCCUUUCGGAUCACUUUGCAGUGUUAAUGCCUCCAAGGACAGAGAAGGGUUUAAGAUCGCCGUCCAGGCGGAUGUCUAA
Molecule: messenger RNA, 859 nt
Organism: Dimorphilus gyrociliatus
Lineage: Eukaryota; Metazoa; Annelida; Polychaeta; Dinophilidae
Source: the annotation of a GenBank genome assembly